Molecule: messenger RNA, 1423 nt
Organism: Rhodamnia argentea
Lineage: Eukaryota; Viridiplantae; Streptophyta; Magnoliopsida; Myrtales; Myrtaceae
Exons: 5
Coding region: 117-1181 (354 amino acids)
Source: RefSeq, a predicted model, not a curated record
CAUGACUUCUCCACGUCAAUGGUAACUCCGAGAUUCAGCAAUGCGGUACUGGUGUGGUGGUCAACGCGUGUCUCCGCAUAUCCUUAUCCCCCCACGGAAGAGCCACAAAGGUCGGGAUGAUGACUCCGGUGGCGGCGACACAUCGUGCGCCUCCGCCGGUCGCGCGAAAUGUUACUCGCCUUCCGAACUCUCCGUCCUCCAUCUCCGGACCUUCAGCUUCAGCCGCUCGCCACCACUGGCACUCGCCAAGCGGAGAACAAGUUCUGCCACGCUUAAGCACCAAAACGAGGCUUCUGGAACCGCCGGCCGCGUCCAACCCUCUGCGUCCCUCCCGCUCUCUCGCUUCCGUCCGCCGCGCUUCCCGCCGGAAAGCGGACGUGGCUUCCGACGCCGUAGAGAGCGGCGACGGUAAUUCGCGACGAGCGCUUCAGAUUAUCCUGUGGGUAGCCGAGGCGGUCUACAUCCUGUGGCUCUUUCUCCUCCCUUAUGCCCCGGGAGAUCCUGUGUGGGCGAUCAGUUCUGAAACAGUGAAUUCUCUUGUUGGGCUCUCUCUGAAUUUCUUCUUCAUACUGCCCCUGAUGAGCUCUGUUGGGAUUAAUGUGAUUAAUGCCCCAGUCCUCCACCCGAUGUCUGAAGGCCUCUUUAAUUUCAUCAUUGGUUGGACGUUCAUGUUUGCUCCUCUGCUAUUCACCGAUCUCAGAAAGGACAGAUACAAAGGCUCCGUGGACAUUUUAUGGGGCCUGCAGAUGUUCCUCACAAACACGUUCCUAAUUCCGUACAUGGCCAUCCGACUAAAUGAGGCUGAGCGGGAUAAAACUCCAGGCAAGCUCUCUCAGCUAGGCUCGGUGAUGACGAAUGGGGCACCCGUUGUGGGACUGAUAGGUGGAGGAGUCUGUCUGAUUUCGGUUUUGUGGGCCCUCUUUGGCAGAAGUGAUGGUGAUUUCGGUAACAUAGCAGACAGAUUGGACUUCUUGGUAGGCUACCUUGGUUCUGAGAGGCUGGCAUAUGCCUUCAUAUGGGAUAUAGUACUUUACACAGUCUUCCAGCCUUGGCUAAUUGGUGACAACCUACAAAACAUUCAAGAUAGCAAGAUUGAAAUUGUGAAUUAUCUUAGAUUCGUUCCGGUCAUCGGUUUGAUUGCCUACCUUCUCUGUUUGGAUCAAGACAAGAAUUAUGCCUAACUGUACCGCGAAGGAUAUACAUACCAAGAGUCCACCCGUAGUUCAGAAUCUUGUGGUCAAGAACUUUUAGGGAGUUUUCUUUCUAGUUGAUUCAACAUCAUAAGUUCUCAAUCAUGAUGACGAAACACUGCUUAUCCAAUGGCCUACUGUCUGGUGUUGGAGAUGCCUACCUUACCCUGCUCUUGCCAUUGAUUUUUUUGGCACACUUUCUUUUCAAUGAAGUUCCUUUAAGUCCCAUCUUC